Dreissena polymorpha is the source of this 1680-nucleotide messenger RNA. RefSeq lists its product as uncharacterized. NCBI's taxonomy places the organism in Eukaryota, Metazoa, Mollusca, Bivalvia, Myida, Dreissenidae. The record is from RefSeq and is a predicted model, not a curated record. The coding region runs from base 476 to 904 and encodes 142 amino acids. The transcript has 3 exons.
UGUCACAAACUUAUAUAAACAACUUCAACGUAAAUGACUCAUUAAAACUGAAACGGGGAAUUUUAGGAGUUUAUUUUAUACACGGAACAUAUUUGGGCUCUGAUAGCUGUUUAGUUCAAAAUAUUACUUUAUGAAAAAUCGGAAUUAAAAUUGUUGUACUAAUAACCAUUUUGAAAGUGUAACCGUGUACAACAGCCUUUGUAUGUAAACACUUGAAAUAAUCAUUGUGUACACACCGGUCUUACUGACAAUAACGUAGUGACGUCACCAUCUAUGUAUAGAAUGUUGAAAUAAUUGCUAUGAACAAUAAACUAGUGUAGCGCGCCUUUUGAGUCGGACAAACGCUUGUUUCGGUUUAAUGUAAAGCCAAGCGAUAACCAAGAGGAGCGUCUGUUAUUGAUCAGUCGGAUGUUUCAGUGAAUGAGAGUAGUAGCGGAUUUUUCAAAAAAAAACAUUGUUCAAACAACAUAUUAACAUGGAUUGGAAGGAGUCGAAGAUCCUAGUUACUUUAGGACUUGUUCUCGGAUUGUUCCUGAAAUACACAGAGGGUCUGUCGUGUUACCAGUGCAAUGUUUUCAUCCGGGGAACUCCGUGGCCAUGUAACUCGAACAAGGGCAUGCGCAAAGUGGACGACUGUCACGCGUGCCUUAAAACCUACACCCGAACAUACUUACAUAACACGUUCUUUGAUGAAAUAUUGACAUCAUACGAGUCUCGGGUCUGCGUCAAGGACCGCGAUUACGUGAAGGCGGCCGGAUGCCACCCGCUUACGAUAGACUCCGGCUACAUGAAGCGCUGCUUCUGCUUUGAUGAUUACUGCAACACUUCCGGGCGCCCCGCGGUGUCGUUCCUUGCAUUCGGCGUUUGUGCAGUCAUGACUAUUGCGCGUUUGUGGUUGCUUUAGUGGCGACCACCUCCAACGAGUUGUGUUCUGUGCAAAAUCUCGGCAGCGCAGUGACUUCAGGAAAAUCCACUCUCAUCACGUGCAUUUGUGUAAAUACUUUUCAAUGUACCAUAACACAAUCAGGUCAUCCGUGUGCAUGCUGGAAUAAAAGAAAAGUGCGGUGCCUCAAACGUUAACAACCUCGGAUAAGUAAUUAGUAAUGCAGUGCAUAUGCUUCGCUGGAAUACAAUUUUCGAGUGUUUAAUCGAAAAUGAAACGGAGAUCUAUUUUUGAGAGCAAAAUCUUAAAAAUAUAGGGGAGAUAAAUCUAAAGAAGUAGACUGCAAUAUUGGAAGAAUAACCUCCCAUGCACAGUUUAUUUUAUAUUUUAUUUCAAAACUUGAUGAAACUGAGAAGUGAAUAUUUGCAGUGUUUUUUUUUUGCGGUCAUGGUGGUUAUUGGUAAUGAAAGAGACGCAUCUACAUACAAAUCAUGUCUUUUCCUGACAUUCACUAUUGUAAAUAUCCAACAUGUUAAAAAAAUCGUUCGUAGUUUGGUUUGUACCUUUGCCUGUAUAUACAUGUAUACAUAUCACCUUUAUUUUAACUACCAUGUAUGUUCUCAUGUUUAUUUUGUAUCAAUAAAAUGGCUUUAUAAGUGCAUAAGAACGAUUUUAGAUUAACGAGUAACUUUGCAUUAGUAAACGCUAACGUACGAACAAAGUUGAUCGAAAAGCAAAAAAAAACAAACUUUUGGAAGGUAAAACUUUUACUGUAUAUAAAUAAAGACAACCGGUUA